AAGUCACAAGCCUCUUUGACUAUCACUGCGCACACCGCACAGAUACGAAGCCAGCCAGAAAGUGAGUGAGAAUUGAGAAAGAGAAACCACACGCUCCCUCACUCUCUCUCUUUUUCCGCCAUUGGAGUUUGGGAUUGUGCUUUUCGAGAACGACACUUAUAUAAUAACUGUUUAUCAUUCGCUAACCUCACGCUUUCCUUUCGCUCUCCGUGCGACGUCGUUUCGCCACCAAACAACGGCACCGACACUCCUUUCUUCUUCUCCAACCUGCAUUUCAACGUUGUGCAGCUGAAAAACAAGCAGAAGCAUUUUCCCAACUGCAUUCUCUUUGGACUACAAAAAGGUGGUAUGCUGUUUCAAACCUGCAGCCCAGACAGUUUAUUCAGCUGAUGCCAGGUCAGAGCGAAAUUCUGGAAAUCAUCCAACAGCAUGAAUAGAAAAUUUAAUGACCAGUUGAAAACGGAUAAAAUUUCUUUGUCAUAUGCUGAUUUUCAUCAUGAAAUCACCAAAAGUGAGGAAGACAACUCUUUAAAACCUUACAGAAAUCAGCAAAAGCAAGCAACUUAUAGAAGGGCAAGUGAGGAAGACGAGCUGGUUAAGUACAUGUCAAAUUUACCAGGCUACCUGGAGAAGGGAGAAAAAAUUCCUGAAAAAGUUUUGAAUGUUGGGGUGCUUGAUUGGGCCACUCUGCAACAUUGGCAGCACAGCCAUAAACAUGUUCUUUUAAGUAGCCGGAGCUCGACAUCUGCUAGUAAUACAUCAUCUUCUGUUUCAUCAGAGGGAUUAUCUGGUAAUUCUAGCAAAGGUGUCAGUUGUUCUCCUUCUCAUCAAAGGAUAUUUCGCCCGUCGCUGCAAUCUCACUUCAAGGCAUCUCCAAUGCAAGACUCCACUGUAGCUGUCAAAUCCUCUGAAGGAAGUUUUGGAAAUUGUCAGAAUCUUAGAGGUGGCUGCAGUAAUAUGGACACACAGAGCAAAUAUGCUCGAGUUGGUGAUCUUUCCCAAAACCAUCCUACUAGUAUACCAAAAGGAUGCCAUAGGAGACAACUGAAUCGACAUAUUAAUAAGGAAAGUGAUACCCUGCCAAAUUACGGAAUGUACGGGGCAGCAUCAAGUAAGAAGCUUGAAGUGAGUGCUCAAGAUGGUGGGUUGGAGAAGAAAGUGGAGAAUUUUGGACAACCAAAUAUUUAUACUGAUGAGCAAGUUAUGCUUGGGAAAAGCAAACCAAUUGUUCUUAUUUUGCCUAGAGACAUCCCCCAGAAUAAUCAUUGUGAAGUUCCUGAUAUGCUACCCUCCUUGGGUCAAAAGCUAGGAAGUCCUACUCAAACAAGAUUUUCAGGGAAACCUAAGGAACCUCCCUGUACAUAUUCAAAUUCUGAUAUUUCCUACUCUCGUCCUCUGCCAGAUGAAAUUAGUGGAAGCCAUUCUCAGCCAAAAAGGUCAGGAUCCAGUUCCAUAGAUCCAGAUGGUAUUAAAAUUCCCGCUUCUACUAUAUCAGCACCUGUACCGGUCAGAACGGGGAAAAGUCCAUCCAAAUCUAGAAAGGUCGAGGAAAAGAAACACGACAUUGGUGCAUCUUCAUCUGCAAGUGGGUCUCUCAAGGGAUUAGACCAGAAAGUAACUACUGAGAAAUCAAGAAGUUCUUCACCUUUUCGUCGAUUUAGCUUCAGCAUUAGUUUUACAGGUAAAGGUUCUGGCUGUAAAGAGGUUGCGCAUGUGCCACAUCAGAGCUCCAUAGCAGCACUUAAAUCUAGUUCAGAAAAUGUAAGAGGUUAUGUUAGCUCAAAAAAUCCAGUCAAUGGUAAACCUGGCAAUGCUAGCAAAAGCAGGUCCAGUAGCCCUUUAAGGAGAUUACUGGAUCCACUGCUGAAACCGAAGUCAGAAAACUGCCAUCCUUCCAUGGAGUCGCCUCGAAAAGAUCCAGUGAUAACAAAUAAGAAUUGUAGGUCUGGUCAUGGGAAAUUUUCUAUGGAGAAAGAAAUGGACAGGGACCAGAGAGUUGGUUGUACUACCACAAUAAAUUCAGUUGAUUUGUCAAAGAGCAAGAAGUACGUGCCAUCAUCGUUUCAAGCACUUCUAAGAAUUUCCGUGAAGAAUGGUCAGCCGCUUUUGACAUUUGCCGUUGACAAUAAUAGCAACAUUCUUGUGGCCACAGUGAAGAACUUGGCUGUCUCAAAGAAAGACGAAUGCAGCCAUAUCUAUACCUUUUUCACCUUUAGGGAGGGUAAAAAGAAGAACGGGAGUUGGAUGAAUCAAGCAAGCAAGAGCAAAACUCCUGAUUAUAUUCACCAUGCUGUUGCCCAGAUGAAGGUUUCUGAUUCACACCAUUAUGAUUCAACAAACCAGAAUUGUGUGGACUCCUCUACCACAAAAGAGUUUGUUUUGUUUUCUGUAAAGCUAAAGCAAGGAGAUGGUCGGGUCACUGACUAUGAACCAAAUGACGAGCUUGCUGCUAUGAUUGUCAAAUCUCUGAAGGCUAUCAAUUAUCCACAUCAGAUUGGUUGCCAGAAUGACAGUCGAGACCUACAUGUAACAGUUGUGCUCCCAACUGGGGUUCAUAGUCUUCCAAGUAACGGUGGACCUUCAUCACUGAUUGAGCGCUGGAGAACAGGUGGAUCAUGUGACUGUGGUGGUUGGGAUUUGGCUUGUAAACUUAAGACCCUCGUAAAUGAAAGUCAAGCCUGUAGAAAAUCAAGAAUAUCAAAAGCUUGUUUCCCACAUCCAUUUGAGCUUUUCCUUCAGGGGAAUGACCAAGACCAAGAGAACCAGCCUGCUUUCAGUUUUUCACCCUUUAAGCCUGGUGUAUAUUCUGUAGCUUUUGAUUCUUCAUUUUCACUUUUGCAAGCAUUCUCCAUAUGCAUAGCGUUAGUGGAUGGCUUGAUCUCAUGUGAACUUUCUGGAUCAAGAAACUACAUCGAAGGAAAAAAUCCAAGGGAAACUCUGUUGGUGCAAACAGAUGAACUAAAGGCUUUUGGCAAAAUUGAGGACAUUCCUGCUAGUUAUGUUGCUUAUCCUCCCCUCUCUCCAGUUGGUAGGGUCUAAAAUUAACAUGAAAUCGUGUCUGUUGUCUUUUGCCAUUAAAUGCAGUGUGGGUAACUAGCGAAGAAAUUAGUAUGUGUUACUCAUAUUUGCUGCAUAUUGGUCAAAGACUCAAAGUCGAGAUCAUGACUUGAUCAUAAAUCGUCAUUUUGAAAUAUGAAUCAGUUGAAGUGUGAAUAGUAUGAGUAAAUUGUAUUUUAGCUUCUGGUAAAUGAUGCAUAUUUAUUAUCUCUAUUAAUUGGUUGACUGCCGAAUAAAUCAUGUAUUUAGAGCCAUAUCGUUGAUGGUUAAAUGACCACACUCAAUAUGCUAUUUCAAGCAAUAUUCUGUUCUGUGUAACUAAACCUGAU
Cajanus cajan (pigeon pea) is the source of this 3386-nucleotide messenger RNA. RefSeq lists its product as uncharacterized. Lineage: Eukaryota; Viridiplantae; Streptophyta; Magnoliopsida; Fabales; Fabaceae. The record is from RefSeq and is a predicted model, not a curated record.